Messenger RNA from Manacus vitellinus (golden-collared manakin), 2997 nucleotides. RefSeq names its product TRAF-type zinc finger domain containing 1 (gene TRAFD1). The coding region runs from base 1117 to 2544 and encodes 475 amino acids. The record is from RefSeq and is a predicted model, not a curated record. Lineage: Eukaryota; Metazoa; Chordata; Aves; Passeriformes; Pipridae. The transcript has 11 exons.
GGGCCGGGGUCGGUGAGGGCUGGGCCGGGCCGGAGCCGCGUUGAACCGGGGUAGGACUCUGUGGAAUGCUGGAAACACCGGCGAUCCAGCGGAAUAACUACUGCCUUUAUGGACAAACGCUUGGGCGUCGUUUUUACCUUCUCAGCUAUUAACGCCUUGUAAUUUUCUCCACUUUUACUCAAGUUUCUUAACAGGCUGUUAGGGAGAAACUAAAGCGUUCAGAUAGAAAUAGAGACUCGUUUUUCAGUGAAAUCCACACGAUUUCAGGUUUUCCUUCAGUAGCUCUGUACCUCAGAAGCUCAGGAGAAAUAUAAAAAUAGAAGCCCUAAGCAUAUGUUGUUGUGGAAGUUCUCUCUGACAGCAGCUCCCAGUGAUGGUAAUUCAGUGACUGAUAACCAUAUCACCUCACAAGUUGGGUCCUGACUACAAGUAGUUAAAGAAAUCAACUUCUUUAGUGUUGUUUUUUUUUCAAAGAGACAUCAGAACCCAAAGGGCUUCUUGCAACAUCAUCCGGGUUUGUUUGGUCUGCGCAGCUCAGACGCUGCUGUGGGGCCUUGUUGCUUUGCCAGGGUUUUGGCAAAAAAAAAAAAAGAAACAUGAACAGCUGGAGUUGGAGUAAGAGGUUAUACAGUUAAUUUGGGUGUUUUCAGGGCUGAUUUCCUGGAGGGGGGAUGAUACAUCCAUCUAGAAGCGAUGCUUCUUGCUUGAGGCAGGAGUGAGGACUGAGCUCCUGGCGCCUCUUUGGUCCUUUCCUGUCCUCAGGGGAGGAAAAUGGGCAUCUUAGAAAUAAGACCUGGGGAAUUUUGGGGUACAGAGUAGUGUUGUUAGUGCUGGGGCUCUGAGCAACCUGGGCUGUGGAAGGUCUCCCUGCCCAUGCAGGGGUGGAACUGGAUGAGCUUGAAGGUCCCUUUCAACCCAAACUGUUCCAUGAUUUCAUCAUUCCCUGAACAAGGGAACAAUGUUUGACCUCUCAUAGCCAAGUUAUUUUCAGGCAGAAGCUUUUAUCUCCUCAGCAAAAAGGACAUUCCUGCAGUUAAUUUCCUCAUCCAUGAAAUCCACUGUCGCAGGAAUAUUGAAAUAUGUCCCUACUGCAGCGACUCCAUCCCAAAGUCUGAGAUGAAGAACCACAUUGAGUCUGAACAUGUGCAGGUGACCUGCAAGUGUAGGAUGAAGAUUGAAAACAGUCUCCUUAAGGAUCACGAGGAGUCAGCGUGUCCCCUGCGCCCCGUGCUGUGCCAGUUCUGUGACAUCCCGCUGGCCUUCAACAAGCUCCAGGAGCACGAGAGCUACUGCGGGGCCAGGACCGAGCCCUGCGGGGGCUGCGGCCGCAAUGUCCUGCUGAGGGACCUCAAGGAGCACCCCCGGGUCUGUGGGACAGAGGAGAAACCCCGAGGGAGCGGGACAGCACCAGGAUUUGGGAAUGAGGAGGGAGGUGUGCGAGGUGCGAGGAACCGACUGAGACCAGAGGAUGAGCUGGAGCAGCUGGAGAGAAGUGAAAUCCCUCAUUCCCCACUUCCAGAGGAGUGGAAUGCUGAGUUAGACUAUGCGUUGGCUCUCAGCCUGCAAAAUGAGAAUAAUCCUCACCCUAACACUGCAGCUGGAAUUCCCAGGGACUUCUGGGAAUAUGACUACACCAAAGAGCCUGGGUCAGCUGCCCACCUCAGUGAGACACAGCAGUCAGACUCCUUCUCCUACGAUUCUCCAGGGUCUUUUAGCACCUCAGACCACAGAAAAAACACGGAGACCAUCAUGUUGCCCUGUGAGUUCUGUGAGGAGCUCUGCCCUGCUGAGGAGCUGAUCCUUCACCAGACGGGGUGUAACCCAGCAAGUGCCUUUGCCUCGUUCAGUAAGAGAAGCUCUUCUCCAAAUCCAUGGGACUACGAUGGUCUGUGUGCUGUUGGCUCCAACAGCUGGAGGACUCUCCCUUCAUCCCAGCCCCAAGCUGUUCAGGCAGAUGGAAACAUCAUGAUUCCAUGUGAAUUUUGUGGCAUCCAGCUGGAAGAGGAGAUUCUCUUCCAUCAUCAGCACCAGUGUGACCUGCGCCCGGCCAGCCCCGCGGCCGCUGCUCCAGCCCCGGAGAGACGGGAAUCGCCGGAGCCGGUGCGGCGACGGAGCAGGCACCAAGGAGAUGUUUCUCCUCGGCACACAGAAGGCUUUGGGCAGUCAGGGCUGGGCUGCCCUGCCCGAGGGACCAAGCUGAGGAAUGACAUGGCCAACGCCAGGAACACAACAUUGUCCUGUUCCCCGGGAGCUGCUGAUGCUCCCAACAUGCAGGGCAAGCCCAGGAAGGGGAAUGGCAGCCAGGGGAAACCAAAGGACAGAGGGACAGGUGAAGCUGCAGGGGGGACAGUGCCACGAGCCAGACCUGCUCAGCACUUCCAUGGAGAAACCUUCACCUCCAGCUUCUCCAGAGCUGCUCCAGCCCAGCCAAGCCCCAGCACUGGAGGAAGGAGCCUCAGGCUGCAGGACGGGCGCAUCGGCCUCAGGCGCAGGAGCUCCAAGGCCAAAGCCCAGAGCCCAGGGGCCGGAUCCCCCGAGGAAUGAGCCACCAGUGCUGGAAGACACGGAGCUCUUGGCCCUCUUCCUGUGCUCUGCCCCACUCUAGUCAGAGCACAAGUAAGUUCCCACCUUGGAUUUAAAUUUUUAGGCAGUGACCAUUUUCUAAGUAUCUAUUUUUAAUCUGUGAGAGCAAACUUCAGGUUUUUACGUCUCCGAUUGCCCCCAGCACCCCCAAGGCAGCAAAACCUUGGCCCCACCUGGGUUCUGUGUCCGUGUGGGCUCCUUGUGCAAUCCCAGGACAGGAUUUAUGCCAGGCUGAGCUCCCAGGGUGUGUCCUGCCUUGUCCUGCUCAGGCACAGCAGGUGUCACCCACCAGGGAGCAGUUGGAUGGACCUGCCCCACACGGAGCAGGACCGAGGGUCAGAGGUCAAAAGCUUCUCGCAUUAUCCCAGUUUUGUAAAUUCCUUGGAAUAAAGUUUAUCUGAUGCUGUCUCAAAA